UCUCUCUCUCUCUCCCCCUCACACGCGCGCACCCGUCGUCUCCGCGGCAGCAGCGAGCAGAGGAAGCCGGUGCGCGCGAGCCUCCGCCACGACCAGAGCGCGCGGCUCACCAUGAGCCGGUCACCGGGAGUCAGCCGCAGCAGCACCGGGGCGGAGGAGGAGAGAGAGAGCGGCUGUGGUUGUCACUAAAUGUCUCUCGCCCUCUGUGUGCGUCAUGCUGUACUUCCAGCUGGUGAUCAUGGCCGGGACCGUCAUGCUGGCCUACUACUUCGAGUGCACCGACACCUUCAGCGUGCACGUGCAGGGCUUCUUCUGCUACGACACGGCGUUCACCAAGCCGUACCUGGGCCCGGAGGACCGCAGCGCCGUGCCGCCCGUGCUGCUGUACGCCCUGGUGGCCGGGCUGCCCACGCUGCUGAUCACAGUGACGGAGACGGUGCUGUUCCUGGUCCAGUACACGUCCAAAGAGUUCGACCGCUUGGAGAAGACCGUCGCCACGGGCGACUGCUGCUACCUCAACCCGCUGGUGCGCAGGACCUUCCGCUUCCUCGGAGUCUUCACCUUCGGCCUCUUCACCGUGGACAUCUUCGUGAACGCGGGCCAGGUGGUGACGGGGAACCUGGCGCCCUACUUCCUGACGGUGUGUAAGCCCAACUACACGGCGCUGGGCUGCCAGCAUGCGCUGCGCUACAUCAGCCACCAGGAGGCGUGCACGGGGAACCCGGACGACAUCCUGCACGCCCGCAAGACCUUCCCCUCCAAGGAGGCGGCGCUCAGCCUCUACGCCGCCCUCUACCUGGCCAUGUACGUGACGUGCACGGUGCAGGCCAAAGGAAGCCGCCUGGCCAAGCCGGUGCUGUCCCUGGGGCUCGUAUGCCUGGCCUUCCUCACCGGGCUGAACCGCGUGGCCGAGUACCGGAACCACUGGGCCGACGUCAUCGCCGGCUUCAUCAUCGGCGCCGCCAUCGCCACCUUCCUGGUGUUGUGUGUGGUCCAUAACUUCAAAGGAAAGUUGCUGCUGAGCGACGACUCGCCAGAGGAGCCCAACGGCGCCAUGCUGACCCGCAUGGAGAGUCCUCUGGAGAAGUACAUCGCCUCGCAGAAUCACAUCGCCUUCGCUGAGGUCACAUGACGUGGAGUCGGCCGUGUGGCAGACCCACUGGACGUCCACGCUCUUCACCGUCCAGUCCAGCUAACCGGAGCACCCCCCCCCGUGUGUCUGUAGUUCUUCUGUCUCUUCAUCCGGGCCUCCGUUGUGCAGCUUCUCGUAUAUAUUUAAGGGAAACAGAAGAGACGAGCCGGUGACCCCGACGCGCUUCCUCCAUCUAUGCACUUCUUCUGGACUCCGGCCUCUCAAACGAAGCGCCGCCGCGGACUGGUUGGACAUUGUGGGACACCGGAGGAACCAGUGAAGAACUGGACUCUGCCCCGAGGUCAAAGGUCAUGGUGUGGUUAUUAGAAGAAGAAAAAACAGCCUCCGUUCCAUGAAGAUGGCCGUUCGUCGUUAAGUCUAAGACCCAACUGAGAAGGUGUUGUUCUGUCUUCACUUGACCUUCGUGACCUUCAGAGUCGGACAUUGACUGCUGGGCCCAUAUUCAUCAAACGGAUUAAUGUGAACUCAAAUGAAAGAUAAAACUAAACACUCACAUGCAUAAUCAUUAGAGCCAUCUAGUAAAUGUCAUUUCACUUAAAAUACCCUAAAAUAAAGAGAGCUCCUCCAGGCUGAAGCAACAGGUGUAACUCAGGACCAGGAGGUCGUCUAGACAACAUGGAGACAGUUACUGACAGUUUAUUGACAGUUUAUUGACCAUUUAUUGACAGUUUAUUGACCAUUUAUUGACAGUUUAUUGACAGUUUAUUGACAGUUACUGACAGUUUAUUGACAGUUUAUUGACAAUUUAUUGACAGUUUAUUGACAGUUUAUUGACCAUUUAUUGACCAUUUAUUGACAGUUUAUUGACCAUUUAUUGACAGUUUAUUGAUAGUUUAUUGACAGUUUAUUGACAGUUUAUUAAUAAUUAAUUUGGCAGUUUAUUGACAGUAUAUUGACAGUCUAUUGGCAGUUUAUUGACAGUAUAUUGGCAGUUUAUUGGCAGUUAAUUGACAGUUUAUUGGCAGUUUAUUGACAGUUUAUUAACAAUUUAUUGAAGCUUUUUGCUUUCAUAAAAUGACGAGGAUGACGAGCGAAAUGUUUAAAUAAAUCUUACACAUCUUAUAAAUAUAGACGUGGUAAAUCGAGCACGCAGGCAACUCGCGUUUCAAUGUUUACAAUAAACGGCCGACAAAUAUAUAACUUCAACAAACGUUAAAAUAACAUGACGGCGAGAUGAAAAGCAUUCGGGGGAGGAGCCUGAACCCAGCGUCUUUAUUCAACGAGUCAGAACAACACAGAAUAAAUGUUUAAAAAAGAAACUCA
Pseudoliparis swirei is the source of this 2416-nucleotide messenger RNA. Its product is annotated as phospholipid phosphatase-related protein type 5-like. Gene Ontology annotation, biological process: signal transduction; phospholipid metabolic process; phospholipid dephosphorylation. Lineage: Eukaryota; Metazoa; Chordata; Actinopteri; Perciformes; Liparidae. The transcript is spliced from 6 exons. Gene Ontology annotation, molecular function: phosphatidate phosphatase activity. The record is from RefSeq and is a predicted model, not a curated record. The coding region runs from base 215 to 1132 and encodes 305 amino acids.